Molecule: messenger RNA, 2059 nt
Organism: Hyaena hyaena (striped hyena)
Lineage: Eukaryota; Metazoa; Chordata; Mammalia; Carnivora; Hyaenidae
Gene: ZSCAN32
Product: zinc finger and SCAN domain containing 32
Biological process (GO): regulation of transcription by RNA polymerase II
Molecular function (GO): DNA-binding transcription factor activity, RNA polymerase II-specific; RNA polymerase II cis-regulatory region sequence-specific DNA binding
Source: RefSeq, a predicted model, not a curated record
CUCGCGAGCACGCGUAGCCGGCUUUCCAGGCGCUGACUUCCGGCCCGGCAGCUGAGCGAGUCCGAAAGACUUCUUUCAUUGGUCUCCAGGAGAAUGGCUUCCCAGUGAUCUGAGAGGAAAUGGAAUCUGCUCUCUAGGAUAGAAGCAGCUAACCACUGAGCCAGUUUGCUGAAGCAAAUCAUGGCUACAACCAGGAGUCCCAAGGCAUACCCAUCCCCAGGCGAGGACUCCACAGAGGGACAGAAAUCAGCUCUUCCCAGCAACGGCUCUGACUCCGAAGCUUCCCGCCAGCGCUUCAGGCACUUCUGCUACCAGGAGGUAGCCGGCCCCCAUGAAGCGUUCAGCAAGCUCUGGGAACUCUGCUGUCAGUGGCUGAGGCCUAAGACACACUCAAAAGAGCAAAUACUGGAGCUGCUGGUUUUGGAGCAGUUUCUGACCAUCUUGCCAGAGGAGAUCCAGGCCUGGGUGAGGGAGCAACAUCCAGAAAAUGGCGAUGAAGCUGUGGCUUUAGUGGAGGAUGUGGAGAGUGUGUCUGGGCAACAGGUCCCAGAUUCAGGGAAGGACUGGAAAGUGCUCAAUGAGGAGACAGCCCCUUUGGGAGCAGCCAGAGAGCCACGGAGGUCCCACCUGAACCGGCGGGGUCAUCCAGAGGAAAGCGCUUUGACGGGGUCACAGAGCUCCCAACAAAGAUCAGCGCAACAGCCAGAAGCCUGGAUGAUGGCACAGCCUCCCAGGAACCUGCCCCAAGAGAGGGGUCUUCGAGACCAGGAGACGGGCGCUGUGCGUGGGACAGCUGGGGCCCAGGGAGCAGCCACGUGUGAGGACAAAGCCUUACUCCUCGGUCAAGAAGGACGGCUAUACCUCGGGCCUGCACAGAGGAUCCUCCACAGGGACAUUACAAGGAGGAAUGACAAAAAUGACUCUCUGGCCCGGCAUGUUUCUGUUCUCUCAGGUCUUGAGAUCAAGAAUGGAACCAAAAAAGAGAAUAAAAAAUGGGAGCAUUCAGAGCAGGCUGAGGUGAAGGAGGCCCUAUGGAGAAAGUCUGGUGACCUUUUUUGGAACCCUGAACCGGAGAGAGAAGGGAAGGGUGAGCCUAUGCUGAGAGGGCCAUGUAGACGGUCUCCAGGCGAGCACGAGGGGACAGCCCCAGCCCAGGAGAGGGAGAGGCAGCAGAUACUCCAGGCUGGAGAGAAGGCCUGUGCAGGGGGAACCUGCUCUCAAGGAACUUUCUGUUGUUAUCAGCCAGUCCCCGAGCUGGACAGAGCUUCUAAGUGUCAGGAAUGUGGGAAAAGCUUUAGCCGAGGUUCUUACCUUGUGCGGCAUCAGAGAAUCCACACGGGAGAAAAGCCUCACAAGUGCAGCGAGUGUGGGAAAGGCUUUAGUGAGCGCUCCAACCUCACUGCCCACCUAAGGACGCACACGGGGGAGAGACCCUACCGCUGUGGGCAAUGUGGGAAAAGCUUCAACCAGAGCUCCAGCCUCAUUGUCCACCAGAGGACCCACACCGGGGAGAAGCCUUACCAGUGCACCGUCUGUGGAAAGAGAUUCAACAACAGCUCCCAGUUCAGCGCUCACCGGCGAGCCCACAUGGGGCAGAGCCCAUACCUGCGUGCACAGUGUGGGAAAAGCUUCAACAACAGCUCCGUCAAUGCCCACCAGAAAACACACACUGGGGAGAAGUAUUACAGUUGCUCGUGUGAGGGAAGCUUCACUAAGCACCCUGCCCUGAUAUGCCAUAAGGGGGCACACAAGGAAGACACCUCACAUCACCAAGAAGGGAUACGUGGAGCGGGGGUGUAGGAGAGCCAACAAAUCAAUUCCGUAGUUUGACGUGUUACCUGAAGCUUCUGUCAGCUCGUGGAGGCUUCUGCUAGCCAGGCCCUGGAGCAGCAGGAGACUUACUCACCAGCCGGUCUCAACAACACGGGCAGGAAGAGCAACCAGCAAAAGAAUCCUGAGCUUUCUUUAUAGGUCUGCCUGUGACCCACAGUCGUGUGUCACCGUGGACUUCCGUCUGCUCUCAAGGAAGAGGCCUGUGGGGUCCAAAGUCCUGACAGGA